Budorcas taxicolor (takin) is the source of this 1131-nucleotide messenger RNA. RefSeq names its product transmembrane 6 superfamily member 2 (gene TM6SF2). The record is from RefSeq and is a predicted model, not a curated record. The transcript is spliced from 10 exons. Gene Ontology annotation, cellular component: endoplasmic reticulum membrane; endoplasmic reticulum-Golgi intermediate compartment membrane. NCBI's taxonomy places the organism in Eukaryota, Metazoa, Chordata, Mammalia, Artiodactyla, Bovidae. Gene Ontology annotation, biological process: regulation of lipid metabolic process; lipid homeostasis. Bases 1 to 1131 code for a protein of 376 amino acids.
AUGGACAUCCCGCCCCUGGCGGGCAAGAUCGCACUUCUGUCGCUGGGCGCCCUCCCGUUGUCCUUCGCGCUCAACUACGUCUCGGUGCUUUCGUACCCCCUGGGGGUGGUGUUGAUGAGCACCCUGAUCCUGGGUCUGCUCUCCUUGGCAAUAUACAGCUUGUCCCGAAGUGACGUCUAUUAUGACCCACUGUAUGCUGUCUUCGCGGUCUUCGCCUUCACAUCCGUGGUGGACCUCCUUAUUGCUCUCCAGGAAGACGGCUACAUGGCGGGUUUCAUGGCGUUCUACACCAAGGAGGGUGAGCCGUACCUGCGCACGGCACACGGAGUUUUCAUCUGCUACUGGGAUGGCAUCGUUCACUACCUCCUCUACCUGGCCAUGACUGGUGCCAUCCGUAAAAGGAAGAAUUACCGGAACCUUGGACUCUACUGGCUGGGAUCCUUCAUCAUGAGCAUCCUAGUGUUCCUCCCAGGAAACAUCCUUGGCAAAUACAGCUCAGAGAUCAGGCCUACAUUUUUCCUCACCAUUCCCUUCUUGCUGGUCCCCUGCUGGGCUGGCUUGAGGGUCUUCAACCAGACCCAGGUGCCAACCUGCUGCACUCUCAACAUGGUGGAGGAGGACCAAAGAAAGGGCCUUCUGCGGCGCCCAGUUGACCUGGCCCUCAUCAUCUACCUCAUCUUUGCUGCAUUCUUCACCCUCUUUCGGGGCCUGGUGGUACUGGACUGCCCCACGGACGCCUGCUUUGUCUACAUCUAUCAGUAUGAACCAUACCUGAGAGACCCCGUGACUUAUCCAAAGGUGCAGAUGCUGGUGAAUAUGUUUUAUGUGCUGCCUUUCUAUGGCCUGGCCAUCUAUGCCCUCAUCUUUCCUGGAUGCUCCUGGCUGCCUGACUGGGCCUUGGUAUUUGCUGGAGCCAUUGGCCAGGCACAGUUCUCACACAUGGGGGCCUCCAUGCACCUGCGCACGCCCUUCACCUACCGUGUGCCUGAGGAUGCCUGGGCCAGCUUCUUCGUGUGUAACCUACUGUAUGCGCUGGGCCCCCACUUGCUGGCCUUCCGCUGCCUGUGGCGCCCUGCCUUCUUCCUACGCCCACCUCCUGGGACCCCAGCCCCCCAUGAGAAGCAGCACUGA